CAGACGGUGGAGGCGCUAAAGUUCGUUCACGCGCACGGCAUCGUGCACAGAGACGUGAAGGACGAGAACAUCUUGGUGGACACGCGGACGCUGGAGGUCAAGCUCAUCGACUUCGGCUCCGCUGCUCUGCUGAAGGAAAAGGCGUACGACGACUUCGAAGGUACAAGAGUCUACAGCCCACCUGAGUGGGUCCAGGCGCAGUCUUACCACGCUGAACCGCUCACCGUGUGGUCGCUCGGCAUUCUCCUCUUCAACAUGGUGUGCGGAGACAUUCCGUUCCACUGCGACGAGGAAAUCAUAAAGGCCACGCCCUAUUACACUCGACAUGUCUCUAAAGAAUGCAAGGCUCUGAUUGAUUGGUGUCUGUCGCUCCGGCCGGAGGACCGCCCCUCGCUGGAGCAGAUCCUGAUGCACCCCUGGAUGGAGGUCGGGGAGAAAGAGAAAAACGAGGAAGGGGAGCACAGCUCGCUGCCCUUUGCAGCGCUCUGA
Molecule: messenger RNA, 489 nt
Organism: Poecilia latipinna (sailfin molly)
Lineage: Eukaryota; Metazoa; Chordata; Actinopteri; Cyprinodontiformes; Poeciliidae
Product: serine/threonine-protein kinase pim-2-like
Exons: 3
Biological process (GO): protein autophosphorylation
Cellular component (GO): cytoplasm
Molecular function (GO): ATP binding; protein serine/threonine kinase activity
Source: RefSeq, a predicted model, not a curated record